Molecule: messenger RNA, 5561 nt
Organism: Athene cunicularia (burrowing owl)
Lineage: Eukaryota; Metazoa; Chordata; Aves; Strigiformes; Strigidae
Gene: TULP1
Product: tubby like protein 1
Exons: 15
Coding region: 191-1882 (563 amino acids)
Biological process (GO): protein localization to cilium
Cellular component (GO): cilium
Molecular function (GO): actin filament binding
Source: RefSeq, a predicted model, not a curated record
UCUUCCUCUUCCUCCUCCUCCUCCGCCAGCCACAGGGACUUGCAGAAGCAGCCGAGCUGAUGCCGUGAGGCUGCUCGGACUUGAACCCAUGGGUCGGGGCUGGUAGGGGCUCCAGUGCUGGGGGGUCAGUGGCCGGUGUUGGGGAGGAGGGAAGGAGGUCGGGGCAGGGCAGAGGGAGCAGCCCGGAGCCAUGCCGCUGCAGACGGAGAUCCUGCGCGAGGUCUGGGCUGCCGACAGCUCCAGCGAGCAGCCGGGAAGCCCCCAGCAGCAGAAGCCCAAGCAGCCACGGCUCCUUGCCUUCGACGGGACCCUUCUGCGGGGGCGAGAGGAGAUGGAGAAGCUGAAGAAGAAGCGACAGGACCCUGUGCCGGAGCCCGAGGCCAAGCCCCGGCGGCUGCGGGUGAAGAAGCCGAGUGAGGCGGAGGCUGCGGAGGAGCCCCGUGCCCUGGCACAGGGGGUGAAGAAGCUGAGGAAGAAAAAGGAGGAGAAGGGGGAGGAGGAGACAGACAGGGACCCUUACUCCAAAUUCAGUAGGGAGCCUCGGAAGAAGAAAGAGAGCCCCCCCCUCCGCUCCCGCGUGGCCAAGGGCCCCAAGAAGCAACAAGAGCUGGCCAAGGACUCUGAGGAGGAGGAGGAGGAAGAGGAGGUGGAGAAUAAAGACCUGCCAAAAAAGCUCAAGAAGAAGCUGCCCAAAGAUCCCCCCUCGGGUGAGAGCCGGGAGAAGAAGCUGAAGCCAAAGGGAGACAAGGGUGACCCUGACAGCAAAGCCAAAUCUGCCAAAAGCACCAAGAAGGAGCCGAUGUCCAUGUUCCAGGUAAACGGGGAGAAGAAGGAGAAGAAAAGCAAGAAGAAAGCCGCCACUGGCAGCGAUGAGGAGGAUGAUUCUGACUCCAGCACCAAACCCAUCAGAUCAGAGAAGAAGAAAAACCCCAUGUCCCUCUUCCAGACCGGCGGGGACCCCCCCAAGGAGAAGAGAACCAAAAAGAAAACUCCUCCCAAAGCAGCCGAUAGCGAGGAGGAGACCCCGGAGACCCCGCAGAAAAAUUCCAACAAGAAGGGAAAAGGGAAGAAAUCAAAGAAGUCGAAGGAGGAGAGGGCCCCGUCGCCCGUUAUCGAAGUGGACAACCUGGAGGAGUUCGUGCUGCAGCCAGCGGCGCAGGGGGUGACCAUCAAGUGCCGGGUGACACGGGACAAGAAGGGGAUGGACCGGGGGCUUUACCCCACCUAUUACCUCCACUUGGAUAAUGACAAGAAGGUGUUCCUCCUCGCCGGGAGGAAGCGUAAGAAGAGCAAAACCUCCAACUACCUCAUCUCCAUCGACCCCACCGACCUAUCGCGGGGGGGAGAGAACUUCAUUGGGAAGCUGAGAUCCAACCUGAUGGGUACAAAGUUCACGGUGUUCGACAACGGGGCCAACCCCGACAGGGCCAACGCCGACUGGUCCAACGUGCGGCAGGAGCUCUCGGCCGUGGUCUACGAGACCAACGUUUUAGGGUUCAAAGGCCCCCGGAAGAUGACGGUCAUCAUCCCCGGGAUGAACGCUGACAACGAGAGGGUGCCCAUCCGGCCCCGAAACGAUAACGACGGCCUCCUGAUGCGAUGGCAGAACAAAAACAUGGACAACGUGAUUGAGCUGCACAACAAAGCGCCGGUGUGGAACGACGAGACCCAGUCCUACGUCCUCAACUUCCACGGCCGCGUCACCCACGCCUCCGUCAAAAACUUCCAGAUUGUGCACAGCAGCGACCCCGACUACAUCGUGAUGCAGUUUGGGCGUGUGGCGGAUGACGCCUUCACCAUGGACUACAACUACCCGCUCUGCGCCGUGCAGGCCUUCGCCAUCGCCCUCUCCAGCUUCGAUGGGAAGCUGGCCUGCGAGUAGCGCCCGCGCCGGGGCUACCAGGGCCACCGGGGCCACUUGCCGGUGUCUGGUGGAUGCUCUGGCACCCCCGUCCUGCUCCACUCCCUCUGUUUCCACCUUUUGCCCAGCGAAGGCUUGUGGUUGCAGCCGCUCCUGGGAGGGUUUGAGGGGCACGGUGCCCGCGGAGCGCCGUGGGACGCCUGGUCAGCCACGGGCCACCCUCUCCAGGGAGAUUUGGGACAUGUUGCAGGUCUGGGGCAGAUGGUAGGGUCAGGCCCGGGGUAUAUUUAGCAGAUGAGGCUGACUGAGAUCCCAAUCUCAUCCCUUUGAGACGUUUCUUGGACUCAGAUCCUGGAAACUCAUCCCCCUUUUUAUUUUUUUUUUUUUUUAGAUUCUGGUUUGUAUUUUGUAGCUCAGUCUCUCAGUGAGAGGGGGGUUGGUGGUCUCCUCGGUUUGUGUUUCCUCAUCCCUCUGUGCGUGUGCACAGACAGAGCCCACGUGUGGCUGGGCUCUGCCCAAGCUCCUGGCGAGGGACCCUCCUGCCCCGCUCGAUGCCCACUGGGCACCAAAUCCUUUUUUUUGCCCCAUUUUGCUGUGCGGUGCCUGUGGUGUUUUUGCACACCCCAGGGCUCUUCACCCACUGGGUCUAACCCCUCUGCCUGGAGACCUUUGGGGAUUUGGGUCCCUGAGGAGCAGCCUGGCACCCAGAGCACCGGUGGCACGCGGGCACGUGCCGAGAGAAGCCGGUGUGGGCGGGGGAGGGCUGGUAGCCACGUGAGACAGAACCGGCAUCGCCAGCACGGGGCUGGGCUGGGUCGGUGCCACCAGGAGGGACCUGGAAGGGAAAACUCUGGGUGCACCAGGAAGCGCCGAGGUGACUCACGAGGUGUGGUGCGGCGCUGAGUCACGCUCAGCACCCGGCCGGGCCCCGCCGAGCCCCCCGUGCCCCCGGCGCUCUGCGGCAUCCCUGUGGUUCACACCGGGCCAGGGGUCCCACGGAGCCCCGCAGGGCCCCAGUGUCCCCACUGCUGGGACUGGCCCCAUUGGUGCUCCCUGCUCGUGGGGAGGUGCCACACCGUGGCACUGACCCAUGGGGUGUCACAGGGGGCUGCGGGGAGUCACUGGGAAGGGGAAAUGUUGCAGAAGGGCAGCUCAGGGGGAGCAGGUCAGUCCUUGCCCCCCAUUUCCAGCACAACCCCACCUUUGUGGGGUGAAGAUUUGGCUGCACGGACAGUCCCAAAUCUGAUUAAUUCAGUGGUGAGAGACACUGGGACAUGCUAAGGUGUUGGCAUCCCAAAACACCAUCCUUGACUCCCUGAUAACGCUUCUCUCACCUGCUCAGCUCAAGCACUGACCCCAGGGGGCUCAUACAACUUGGGGUCCCCUUCCUGGGACACAUAUAGGUCUUUUACCCAUUCUGGGGUGACCUGAGCCCCCCACAUUAAUACUAUGAGAGGUAGCCAGGGCGGAAAAGCCAAGGAGUGGGAGAUGGAUGAGACAGAGGCCGUUGUGCAAGGGGGAUGCUUGUCCUCGCUGGGCAGUGUCACAACGCUACCAUGGCCCAAACCCGUCCCUGCGCAGGGCUGGGGACAGUUGACAGUGACAGUGGGACCACGAGCCACAGUCGGACCUCUGGCAAACAUCUGCCCCAGUGGCUUUGCAGACGGAGCUGAGAUUUUCCCACCAGCUGCGUGAAUCCAGGCUCUGUGAUUCAUCGGCAGACACUCGUGGUGGGGGCAGACGGGGGCGGAUGCUCGGGGACAACGGGCCAGCGUGGGAUAUCGUGAAACUUUCUUGUGAGCUAAAGGGAGAACCAGCCGCCACGGUUUGGGGCCAGCGUCCCCUGCCUAGGUAUGGCCAGCAAAUGUGGGGAAAGCAAGAGCUUUCUGCCCAAAUCCAGCCACAAACCCAACAUCUGUUUGAAAUUGGGAAAAACCUCGGCUAACGUUUGAGCUAACGCUUGUCCCCUUUUCCUCUGGUGGAAGCAGAGAAGCCAAAGCAAGCGGAGAAAGAGGGAUUUGGGCUCCCCAAGCUCUCACUGGAUCACGAGCUGCCGUUAUUCCAGCUGCUUCCCAGGAAGUUUCUCCCUCCCCUCACCCAAGGAGUCCCCGUGUUGCCCAUUGUUGCUUGCAAACCCCUCGGGAUUCCCAGCCUUCAGCCCAAGCGGAGCAGAAAACCAGCCACGGGUGUCCAUGGCCGUGCCACGCCAUCCCAGAACGCAGUCACCGCACCAGCCGCCCACCCCAAAUCACUUACACAAACCCUCUAACCCAAACCAACUGCGGCACAAGAAACAAAUGAAAACAAUUUAAUAGGGCGAUGGAUAUUCGGGCCCUUUGUUUGCGCUGGCUGUUAACACCAGAGGAGAUGAGGAAUGGAAGCAGCCGAAAUGUGUAUCUACUUUGGCCGACGGAAAGUGUGACGGAUGCGCCGGCAGACCAAUGGCUGAGGAUGCUGGGGUGUGCGUGGGUGUGAAAGGAAUGCUCUCUGCAAGAAAAGAUCAAAAAAAAAAAAAAAAGGAGCCUUAUCAACCGCGUUUGAGCCCAAAGUGUGUGUCUUCCAUGGAGAAGGGGUUUUCUCAAUCCCCAGGGAUUAUGUUUUUGCCGCAGCGGGAGACUUUGAGGCUUCUGAAGCUUUAUUUUAGGGGGCUGGUGUUAGGCUGGUGGUGCAGGGAUGGAUUUAACCCCACGAUGCGCUCAUCGGGGGCACGAGCACUCCUCAAGGGAACCUCCUGCGAAACGCAUUUUAUUUUUGCAAAGAUGGGUAUAAGGCGAAGGGGCGGGAAAAGAAAAAAAAGUCCCACCUCGAUGCUGAGCGUCACAUCCUCACUAGGACCAACGUCACCGCGGCGCCGGUGGCUCUCGCAGGCGGUGGGUGCCGGCAUCCCCAUCCCGUGGCGAUGAGCAGAAAGAGGCUGGUCCAGAGCUGAGCAGGAGGAGGAAGUGGGGGGCUCUUCUCCACCCCCUCGCUUCUCCCUCUGCCCCAGACCCCCAGGGCUCGGCAGCAGGGGGGGGCUCCAUGCACCCAGCCCUGAGCACAGGCUGAGCCCCUGCACUCUUGGGGGGGGGCUGGGGGUGUUUCUGUGGGGGUCCAAAAGGCCCCAUCGGCCGCUGCAUCCCGGCAGGUUCAGGAGGGGAGGCCUGAGCGGGGAAACUCCUCGCCCGGGUGGAAGAGCCGGAGCUGUUUGGUUGCCAGCGAGUGCCCUGCCCAGCAAAGAGCAUCGCCUCAGCCCCGGGGGCUCUCGUCCCCUGAAGUGGUGAUACAUUAAUUAAUCAAAGUAGUAAUCGUGAUGGGGUGUUUUUGUCUCCCCUUCCCCUUCCCGUGUAUUGCUUUCGGUGACAUUUUUUAGAGGGAAAGGCAGACUCGUGACUGGUAAGCUGGGCUGUGGGUUUGCAGGAUGGGCUCCUUCUCGGCACAGCAAGCUACAGGCAGUAAGGGGAAAGCCAAUAUUUUUCAACUGCUUUUAAAAAGGAAUCAUUUUUUAAUUAGUGAAUCCAUUCUGGAGAAGUGUUGGAGUUUUACAGUGUUGUAGCUGUUCUUGGUGUCUUGCCUAGACUUGGAUGUUCUGGCCAUAAGAAAAUAUUAUUUAUGGCGUUGCUGCUUGCAGCUCUUUUAUAUUAUAAUUUGGGAAAGGAAGUUGCUGUUCCCACCAGUGGACGAAGAAUAGCAGAAACGAGGAUUACGGACUUCUGAAGGAGGG